AUGCCGCUGCACGCGUCUCACAUCCAAGCUGCGGUUUACUGUUGCAGAAAACUUGGGCUGCAAGUCAGAACUCGAAGUGGGGUCAUGACUACGAGGGUCUUUCUUAUACGACGGCUUAUAAGAAAAAGUAAACUCUUGCCUUUCCGGCUGGUAUCGCCCACCAUCGGUCUUGGUGGACAUUUGAGUGGAGGUGGCUACGGUUCAUUGCAUCGAACAUACGGUCUCACCGCCGAGAAUGUUCUCGACGCUCGUUUGAUUGAUGUUAAAGGAAGAAUUCUUGAUCGGAAAUCUAUGGGAGAGAAUUUCAUCGAUGAGCUUCUUCCAUUGCUGGAAGAGAAAUUCCCUGAACUUGGAUUAGUGAACGAAGAUUGCUUAGAAAUGAGUUGGGUUGAAUCCAAUCUUUACUUGACCUGGUUUCCAAUCAGAGCUCCACUGGAAACUUCACUUAAUAGGAGUUCAGAAUCAGCUCUUUCGAAAUUGUUCUUCAAAGCAAAAUCCGACUUCGUAAAACAGCCUAUUCCAGCAACUGCGUUCGAAGGAUUGUGGUCCAAGUUUUACGACGAUGAAGCCGAAUCAGCAUUUAUGACAUUUGUGGCAUACGGUGGGGAAAUGGAUGAUAUUCCUGAGACUGAAACUCCAUUUCCUCACAAAGUUGGUAACCUCUACAGAAUCAUGUACGUGGUGAAUUGGGAGGAAGAAGAAGAUAAAAACUCUGAAAAGUUCAUGGGUUGGAUGAGGAGGGUUUACAAUUACAUGACACCAUAUGUUUUGGAAUCUCCACGAGGAGCUUACGUAAAUUACAAAGAGCUUGAGAUCGGAGCUAGUGAAAUUAGCGACGACAACAUCAGCUACGAAAAAGCCAAGAUUUGGGGUCUGAAAUAUUUUAAAAACAAUUUCAACAGGCUGGUGCAUGUAAAGACAACAGUUGAUCCUGAAAACUUCUUCAAGCAUGAACAAAGCAUCCCUCCACUUCCUCAUUUGUUGAAGAAAGGAUCAAACUGGAGUUUGUAA
Messenger RNA from Hibiscus syriacus, 1011 nucleotides. RefSeq names its product berberine bridge enzyme-like 25. The record is from RefSeq and is a predicted model, not a curated record. The coding region runs from base 1 to 1011 and encodes 336 amino acids. Lineage: Eukaryota; Viridiplantae; Streptophyta; Magnoliopsida; Malvales; Malvaceae. The transcript is spliced from 3 exons. Gene Ontology annotation, molecular function: flavin adenine dinucleotide binding; oxidoreductase activity.